AUGACGGAAGGUUUUACGGACUUCUGCUCCGGGCAAACAGAGCGAUGCGCAGGCGCAGACUUUCUCGGCGCCACCGGCCAGGGCCCGCGGGGCGGCGGACGCAGGAGGGGCGAGGCCCACGGGACGACGCGGGGCAGGGCCAGCGCGGCCCGCAGCAGCGCCCGCCCUCUCAGGCACUCCGAGGCGCCCAAAAAUGUUGACUGUGGAGCAGCCGAGAAACUCUCCCUUCGUAAGCAGCGCUUCAUGCAGUUUUCUUCCCUGGAACAUGAAGGGGAAUAUUACAUGACACCACGUGACUUCCUCUUUUCAGUAAUGUUUGAGCAGAUGGAACGUAAAACUUCAGUCAAGAAGCUGGCAAGGAAGGAUAUUGAGGAUGUCCUGGCAGGAAUCCCAAAGGCUGGUUGUGGAUCAACCUUCUUUCGAGACCUUGGCGAUAGAGGGCUGAUUUCAUACACUGAGUAUCUUUUCUUGCUUACAAUCCUCACUAAACCCCAUACUGGUUUUCAUGUGGCUUUUAAAAUGUUAGAUACAGAUGGCAAUGAGAUGAUUGAGAAAAAGGAGUUUUUUAAGCUACAGAAGAUCAUAAGUAAACAAGAUGACUUCAAGAUGGUGAAAACUAGUGAAACAGAAUGUGAGGAUCAACCCGUGAAAGACUCCGAAAUUAACACAACCCUUCAGAUGCGUUUCUUUGGGAAAAAAGGAGACAGAAAACUGCAUUUUAAAGAAUUUCGAAGAUUCAUGGAAAAUUUACAAGCAGAAGUUCAGGAAAUGGAAUUCAUUCAGUUUUCCAAAGGCUUGAGUUUCAUGAGGAAAGAAGACUUUGCAGAAUGGCUGCUUUUCUUCACUAACACUGAAAAUAAAGACAUUUAUUGGAAAAAUGUGCGAGAGAAGUUGUCUGCAGGAGAGAGCAUUAGUUUGGAUGAGUUCAAGUCAUUUUGCCAUUUUACGACCCACUUGGAAGACUUCGCGAUUGCCAUGCAGAUGUUCAGCUUAGCUCAUCGGCCCGUCAGACUCGCCGAGUUUAAGAGAGCUGUGAAGGUAGCUACAGGACAAGAGCUUUCAAACAAUAUUUUGGACACUGUCUUCAAGAUCUUUGAUUUGGAUGGUGACGAGUGCCUGAGCCAUGAGGAGUUUCUUGGGGUGUUAAAAAACAGGAUGCAUCGAGGGUUAUGGGUCCCACAGCCACAGAGUGUACAAGAAUACUGGAAAUGCGUGAAAAAAGAGAGCAUCAAAGGGGUAAAAGAGGUCUGGAGACAAGCGGGGAAAGGCCCUUUUUAGGAAGAGAUAGCACGGCCAUUGUGCCACUCCACGUCGGGAUCUGAGACGUUUUCUGAAGCAUUAGCGGCUUUGCUUGUCACGUCCUCGUUGACUUCCUCUGUGACCUAAAAACGCCCUGCGCCUGCUUCUGGCUCAGUGACUUCUGAUACACUGUCAUUAGCGAGCUGAGUGGGAAGAGGAGCAGCUGCGGUACCCCUGUCCAGGACACACACUGGGUUCCUCCGGAGGCCUGAGCUCUAAGUAACGGUUUGUUCCUGCGGAGACAGAGAGCCUGGUCACUCACUGGUUCUCAGACAGAAGGGCAUGAUUCGCUUUCUCUUCAGCAUCCAGUAACACUGGAAAAGUACAGAGAAAGCACCUGACUCACAGGCCAGUGUUGGUCCCAGAGGUGGUGAAGCUCCUAGCGGGAGAAAUGAAAUCAAGAACUUGUUCGGCUGUCUUGCAUCAGUGUCAUGUCUAACCAAGUUCUUGUACGUUCACUUCAGUUAGCUUAGCUGUGUAGUAACUGUCUUAACAUGUAAACAUCAGUAGCAAAAUCAAAAUAAAGUGUUGGCACAUAUACAAAAAA
This is a messenger RNA of Chinchilla lanigera (long-tailed chinchilla), 1846 nucleotides long. RefSeq names its product mitochondrial calcium uptake 2 (gene Micu2). The record is from RefSeq and is a predicted model, not a curated record. Lineage: Eukaryota; Metazoa; Chordata; Mammalia; Rodentia; Chinchillidae. Gene Ontology annotation, biological process: mitochondrial calcium ion homeostasis; calcium import into the mitochondrion. Gene Ontology annotation, cellular component: uniplex complex. The transcript has 13 exons. Gene Ontology annotation, molecular function: calcium ion binding. The coding region runs from base 1 to 1278 and encodes 425 amino acids.